Messenger RNA from Aplosporella prunicola CBS 121167, 724 nucleotides. RefSeq lists its product as uncharacterized. The transcript has 2 exons. The record is from RefSeq and is a predicted model, not a curated record. Bases 43 to 357 code for a protein of 104 amino acids. Lineage: Eukaryota; Fungi; Ascomycota; Dothideomycetes; Botryosphaeriales; Aplosporellaceae.
CUCUACCUUCACCACCACUUUCCCUCCUCCUCCUCCCCCGCAAUGGCCAGCCAAGACGCCGACCUCGCCGCCGAAGCGCAGCGCCGCCUGCCCUCGGACCAAGCGCCCCCGCUCGACAAGAUGCUGCAGCGCGAGCAGCGCGACUUUGACGACUGCCUGCCGUGUCGGACCAUGGGCGCAACCGCGUUCAUCGGCCUCGGCGUCUACUCCUACGUCUCCGGCCACCACCAGCUGCGCCAACAGCACGCCGCUCUCCAGGCCAGCAAGACGCUGUUCGGGCUCCGGGCGCGCAAGGCCAGCAUCACGGGCCUGUCGGCCGUGCUGGUCGGUAUGGGCGUGUAUCGCUUCGUUGCGUGAGCUGGGGAUUGUUGCGCCCAUUGCUUGAUGGUGCGUGGUGGGGAGAUGGUGUGAGCGGGUGGGUUCGUGGGUGUGUACGAUAUUCUUCUUGCAAUGGUGCAUCUGGGCGGCGUUCAUGGGGCUGCAUAAAAGUUUGGGCAUGGGCUGGGCUCGCAUUGGGGGCUGCGCUGAGCAGGAGUGCUGUCCUGCGCGGUGAGACUGCCUGCCUGCCUGCCUGCCCGCCUGGCCACCUCGGCCCAUGUCUGUUUUCGUCUUAUGGAGCGCUCUCUUCUCAUUCAUAGUCCUCGAAGCAGAGAACGGGGGGUACGAAUGUCCACUCCAAUGCGGCAGCGUCUCGCCGUGGACACAUUUCGUACCCAGCUACAAG